Molecule: messenger RNA, 2124 nt
Organism: Tachyglossus aculeatus (Australian echidna)
Lineage: Eukaryota; Metazoa; Chordata; Mammalia; Monotremata; Tachyglossidae
Product: zinc finger protein OZF-like
Exons: 3
Coding region: 194-1669 (491 amino acids)
Biological process (GO): regulation of cytokine production; negative regulation of transcription by RNA polymerase II; regulation of immune system process
Source: RefSeq, a predicted model, not a curated record
GACUAAGCGCUUGGAAAGGCCCCUCCCCUCCCUCCACCGGAAGUCCCUGGAAGGCAGGAGGUGGGGGGUCACAUCCCCUGACCCCAGAAUCAGGCCUAUCUAUUUAUUGAACGCCCACCAGGUGCAGGGCACUGUGCUGAGCGCCCAGCAGCAAACCUAGAAACAGCCUUUCUCCCCCCCAGGAGGCCACACCAUGGCGGAGGCGCUUCGAAGAGCCGGGGCUCAGGAGGACGCGACCUUGGAUCUGGAGCGCGGCGGCCCCCGGCAGCUGGACGUCCACCGGGAUGUGAUGCCGGAAGACGCCGGGAACGCGCCGUCCCCGGGUAAGAUGCCCCCCCGCCUCCGGGAAUCGGGAACGUUGGGAAGGCUCCGUCCCCACUUAUCCGGUCGGAUUUUCCGGGCGCUCACCCCGUACCGAACGCUCCGGGGAGGACGACAGACGGACGCGUUCCCUGCCCACGGCGCGCUGACAGCCUGGAAGAGGGGAGGGCGCGAUCGGGGAGGGCCCACGGACCCCGUCCCGCUUCCAGAGGAGGAGCCCGGGGCGUCCACGGCGAUGGUGUCCACGGCGACGGCGUCCAUGGCGACGGUAUCCACGGCGACGGUGUCCACGGCAACGGCCUCCGCGUCGGCAUCCAGGCCCUUCCCGUGCGUCCAGUGCGGCAAGGCCUUCGGCCAGAGCUCCACCCUGCUGCGCCACCAGCGCGUGCACACGGGGGAGAAGCCGUUCGCCUGCGCCCAGUGCGGGCGGGCGUUCAGCCAGCGGUCCAAGCUGACGGCCCACCAGCGCGGCGUCCACUCGGGCGAGCGGCCCUUCGCCUGCCCGCAGUGCGGCGCGGCCUUCGGCCAGCGCUCGGGGCUGACGGCCCACCAGCGGGUGCACUCGGACGAGCGGCCCUUCGCCUGCCCGCGCUGCGGCGCGGCCUUCCGCCGGCGCUCCAACCUGGCCCGCCACGCGCGGGUGCACACCGGGGAGCGGCCCUUCGGCUGCCCGGCCUGCGGGCGGGCCUUCGCCCACGCCACCUCCCUGGCGGCCCACCGGCUGGCCCACGCCCCGCGGAAGCCCUUCGGCUGCCCGGACUGCGGCCGGGCCUUCGCCCGGAGCGCCCAGCUGCUGGAGCACCGGCGCCAGCACACCGGGGAGCGGCCCUUCCGCUGCCCGGACUGCGGCAAGGCCUUCCCGCAGAGCUCCAAGCUGAUGAGGCACCAGCGCAUCCACACGGGCGAGCGGCCCUUCCGCUGCCCGGACUGCGGCCGGGCCUUCGGCCAGCGCUCCAAGCUGACGCGCCACGGCCGGGUGCACACGGGCCGGCGGCCCUUCCCCUGCCCGGACUGCGGCAAGGCCUUCGGCCAGCGCGCCGACCUGCGCCGCCACCGCCGUGUCCACACCGGCGAGCGGCCCUACCGCUGCGACCUCUGCGGCCGCGCCUUCGCCCAGGUCUCCCACCUCGCCGGCCACCGGCGCGCCCACACCGGCGAGCGGCCCUACCCCUGCGCCCAGUGCGGCAAGGCCUUCGGCAAGAGCGCGCUGCUGGCCAGGCACCGGCGCGUCCACAGCGGCGAGCGGCCCUACCCCUGCGCCCGGUGCGGCAAGGCCUUCCGCCAGAGCGCCCACCUGGCGCAGCACCAGAGGAUCCACGGGCGGCCCGGGGACCCCCCGGCCACCUGAGUCCUCUUCCGGCGCCCGCCUCGGUUUCCCCGCCCGGAAAGCGGGGGCGGCGGGGCUCGGUCCGCUCCUCGGCACGCGACCGUAACGGCGGUGGCGUCUGGCGGAGCGAUCGGGCUGUCCCCCCUGACCCCCCGCCGUACAGCCGGGGAAACCGAGGCCCGGCGACGUGACUUGCCCCAAGCCACCCACCUGACAGUUGGCGGAGGCGCGUAACGAUAAUGACGACGGCGAUGGCGUCUAUUAAGCGCCGACCGCGGGCGAAGCGAUCGGGUUGUCCCCCUUGACCCCCCGCCGUACAGCCGGGGAAACCGAGGCCCGGCGACGUGACUUGCCCCAAGCCACCCACCUGACAGUUGGCGGAGGCGCGUAACGAUAAUGACGACGGCGAUGGCGUCUAUUAAGCGCCGACCGCGGGCGAAGCGGUCAGGUUGGCCCGCCUGAUCCCCCGCCUUACA